UUCGAUUGCUAUAAUUAGACGGCGGAUCGAUCGGACUGUUGCCACUGGACAAGCCGGGGAAAACAUGUGCAAGUGAAGCUCGCGUAUUUCAUGCGCAUGGUGCCCCGCUAACUGACUGGGCUUUCUCACCGUUCAAUGACGAUCUGCUGGCUACUGGUGCAGAGGAUGGCAUGGUCAAACUGUGGAAUGUUGAAGCAUCAAAGGAACCAUCAUGUGUAUCAACAGUGUCCAUCCCUUCGCGUCGAGUCGAUGUCGUCACUUUUCAUCCUACAGCUGACCAGAUCGUCACGACUUUAGGAAAUGAAGGCAAGAAAGUGUGUAUUUGGGAUGCACACAAGAGCGACAAAGCAGCAUUGGAGAUUGCUUCUCCAAGCGAGCCAUUCCAUUCGUUUUCUUGGAAGUCGGAUGGUUCCUUGCUAAGCACGUCCGGUAAAGGUGUUGUUACAGUUUGGGAUCCUAGAGCUGCUGAACAAAUCUCGACAGGUGCUGGCCACGAAGGCAUCAAGGGCUCACGUGUAGUUUGGCUUGGAGAAACCAAUUAUCUGUUUACAGUGGGUCAGAGCAAGUUCCGUAGCCGGGAAUAUGGAUUAUGGGACUCGCGUAACUUGGCAUCGCCAGUCAAAAAGGCCUCGCUGGAUCAAUCGACUGGUAUCAUGUUACCGCUCUAUGACGAAGACACAGAAACAGUCUAUCUGAUCGGCCGUGGCGAUGCUUCGAUCAGAUCUAUGCAGAUGUCAGACCUGAUCACACGACCCAGCAUUGACGAGAACAUGGCAUGUGGCACGGUGGCGUCCGUGUAUGGUGCAGCAUUGGUGCCGAAACAAUCCCUGCAUGUCAUGCAGGCUGAAAUUGCUCGCGUAUUGGCCGUGGUUGAAAAUGCAAUCAUGCCUGUCUCUUUUGAAGUUCCCAGAAAGCAAUACUUGGACUUCCACGCUGACUUGUUCCCCGAAACCAAAGGCACUGUCCCUGGUUUGUCGGCGCCGGAAUGGUUGGCUGGUGAAAACAAGCCCGUUGCAAAAGUUUCCUUGGACCCUGCAAAAGCAAAGAGCAUCCCCACGACAGCCAACACAAACGGCAGUCAGCCAGCUGCUAUCACCAAAGAUGUUAUGCAAAAUUCACCUGCUGCUGCACCUGCUGCUGCUGCUGCUACUGCUAUUUCGACUCCUCCCAGUAGUUCAACCAGCACUGCUUCAGAAAAUCCGUCAUCCGCUUCCGUCAAAGAACAAGAAAAAUCGUCGCCAUCUACAACUACUGAAGAAAAACAGUCAGCUGAUGCUCAAGGAACGGAACCAAAGGAAGAGCAGGAAGCAACAGCGCCUAAGCCAAAGAAGAAGCUUCCUCAGUAUGGAUCGGCCCAUGCUUCUGCAUUCAAAUACGUUUCCGGAAAGCUAUAUCACCCGAGCACACAUUAUGACGACUUGCGUGGUCUGUCCAUCGACAAGAGCGGCAAUUUCGACUUGAUCCAAGCCAGCACGAAACUUAUUGGUGUGCCGAUUUCAGGUGCUGGUGGUCGUGUCGGCAUAAUCUCUAUUAACAAGCCUGGUCGACUUCCUACGCAGAUCCCAUCCAUAUUAUGUGGAUCCACAGUAACCAACUUUAAAUUUGAUCCGUUCGAUCCCCAUGUUCUUGCUACUGCAUCUGAGGACAACUGUAUUCGACUUUGGAGAAUCCCAGAGGACGGUCUGGAAGAAGAUACCGGUGAACCAUUCAUGACAUUGAAAGAUCCAUCCAUGGACAAGACAAGUCAAAUUGAGUUCCAUCCCAUUACCAACAAUGUCUUAUUGAGCGUAUCCAAUGACCUCGGCAAGCCAUCGAUUCGUAUAUGGGACUUGGAUACACAGGAAGUGAAAUUCAAAUAUCCGGCUGGUUCCAACAAUGGUGUUCUUUAUUGUGCAUGGAGCACCGAUGGCAAAAAAGUCGCCAUUCAUGGCAAAGACAAGCAGUUACACGUACUGGACGCUCGAUCAGGCGAUGUGCUGGGUCAAACAAAGUCUCAUGAUGGUAUCCGUCCUUCACGUAUUGUUUGGCUCGAUGCACAUCGUGUUGCAAGUGUUGGAUUUGGUCUUGGUUCGAUGCGUGAAAUCCUCGUUUUCGAUAUCGAUAAAUUGGAAAAGCCUGUUUUGAAAAAAUCGAUCGAUGUCUCUCCCAGUGUCAUGAGCGUGUACUAUGAUCCGGAUUGUGAUCUUCUCUAUGUCGCAGGGCGGGGUGAUCGUAUCAUUCAUACAUAUGCCGCAAAGGAGCUCGAACCACUGGCAAAGAUUGAAGGCACAACACUUCAACAAGGCUUAGUGUUUUUGCCAAAACGACUGUGUCACGUCAAGGAAACAGAAAUUGCCCGAUUCUACCGGUUGACGCCAACUUCGAUCGAACCUUAUGGCGUGCGUGUACCACGAGCAAGACCUGAAUAUUUCCAAGACGACAUCUUUAUUGACACGCCAGACUAUGAGCAUCCUGCGCAAGACGCAAAGAGUUGGUUUGAUGGAGAAGACACGGAAUUAAAGCGAGUUUCGCUGCAACCUGAAGGCAUGACUCCGCUAAGCGAGGCGCCACCACCACCACAAGCGGCCCGAUCCAAAGCCAAAUUCGAGAUGGGCAAAAAGAUGGUCAGCGAUGAGGAACGACGCCAGAAUUUGAUGAAUCGCAUGUUUUCUACUGCAAAACGCGUAGAUGAAGAGGAGGAGGAACGGUUACAGAAGGAACAAGAACAAAACAAGGUUGCAGAAGAAGAGAAGGAUGUCGCAGAUGAUGAAUGGGAUGAUUAGAUUACUACAUGAGCCCUUUUUUCACUCACAUUUUUUUGUAAAUAUACACAUAUAUUUAUUACACAAUUACUACAACUUUGAUGCAGCUAUUGUAUGCUGUCAUGUAUA
This is a messenger RNA of Zychaea mexicana, 2870 nucleotides long. RefSeq lists its product as uncharacterized. Bases 171 to 2762 code for a protein of 863 amino acids. The transcript is spliced from 10 exons. The record is from RefSeq and is a predicted model, not a curated record. Gene Ontology annotation, molecular function: protein binding. NCBI's taxonomy places the organism in Eukaryota, Fungi, Mucoromycota, Mucoromycetes, Mucorales, Lichtheimiaceae.